AUGGUGCUCACGAGAUCUCGCUCGGCAACACCAGCCAAAUCGAUCGCUGCGUCGUUCGGAUCAUCCAGCAAGGCAUCAAUCGCCACUCGAACAGCACCCGCCAAACGAGGCUUACUGCGCUCGGCAACGGACAGCGAGAUCAGCACUGCAAAAGCUGCUGCCAGUCCACGAAAACGAUCAAGGGUCAACACUGACAGUCCAGCCAAGGCUGACAUCGCUAAGCCUAAGAGUCCGGCAAAAGCCGAGGCACCCGAAGAGCCGUUCGUGAUUCCAGAGGAUGCAACCGAAGAGGAUUGCUUGACUCGCACCACCGUGCCGUUCCCAGCGCUACCUUUCGACUUCGAGCAAGCCAGAUUACAUCUUUGCUCCGCUGAUCGCCGCUUCGAGCGUCUCUUUCAGAAGAUUCCAGUACGAUGCUACGAAGAAGCGCUGGACGCUUCUCAAUCCGAAAGCAAGGAUCUCAACCUCUUCAAGACCGUCACAACCUCCAUCCUCGGUCAACAGAUCUCGUGGCUGGCUGCGAGAUCGGUACUAUACAAGUUCUGCCGCACCUUCCAUCCUGGCUCGAUGCCGGAAAAACCCGACUUUGCUGGCUUCCCUCGAGAGCAAUGGCCAUUUCCGACACCUUUGAUGGUUCUGCGCAGAUCCGAUGCUGAUCUUCGCGCAGCAGGUCUUUCAUUUGCCAAGGUCAAGUACGUCAAGGAUCUGGCAGCACGCUUCGUAGAUGGUCGACUAGAUAUCCGACAGAUUCUCGAGUUGGACGAUGAGGAGGCAUGCGUCACCGAGUUGAGCAAGAUCAGGGGUGUCGGCAGAUGGACGAGCGAGAUGAUUCUCAUGUUUGCCAUGCGCAAGCCCGACAUCCUUCCAUGUGCGGACUUGGGCGUGCAGAAAGGCAUGCUUAACUUCUUCCUUAGUGGCCCUGAAGGGCCCAAUAUCAGUGUCAAGAAGCGCAAGCCUGGCGAGGAGGAAGAUGAAGCUGAUACUAAGAAAGGGGCUGCAGUGAAGAAGGAGAAGUCGGAAGGACCGUUGGAGCUGACAGAAGAGAAGGGUGAUCAGGUCCCCUUGUUGGCACAGACGGAAGUGAUGCCCAAGCCAGAGCCUGAGUUCAAGGCCGAGCAGGGAGCGGAGGGCUCGCUCGACCAUCUGAUCUCGAAAGAACAUGGACUCUGCCGACAAGUGCUUCAAUCAAGAGCCAAAGGAAACAAAAUCAAGGGCGGACAGUACCUCAGUCCCGAUGAGAUGAAGGCGCUGGCACAGACCUGGUCACCAUAUAGAUCGGUCGCAUGCAUGUUUCUCUGGGCCACUGUCGAUGCAUAG
Ustilago hordei is the source of this 1317-nucleotide messenger RNA. RefSeq lists its product as uncharacterized. Gene Ontology annotation, cellular component: protein-DNA complex; nucleus. The coding region runs from base 1 to 1317 and encodes 438 amino acids. The transcript has a single exon. The record is from RefSeq and is a predicted model, not a curated record. Gene Ontology annotation, molecular function: alkylated DNA binding; DNA-7-methylguanine glycosylase activity; DNA-3-methyladenine glycosylase activity. Lineage: Eukaryota; Fungi; Basidiomycota; Ustilaginomycetes; Ustilaginales; Ustilaginaceae. Gene Ontology annotation, biological process: base-excision repair; DNA alkylation repair; base-excision repair, AP site formation.